Molecule: messenger RNA, 1875 nt
Organism: Pungitius pungitius (ninespine stickleback)
Lineage: Eukaryota; Metazoa; Chordata; Actinopteri; Perciformes; Gasterosteidae
Gene: lacc1
Product: laccase (multicopper oxidoreductase) domain containing 1
Exons: 5
Coding region: 40-1359 (439 amino acids)
Molecular function (GO): copper ion binding
Source: RefSeq, a predicted model, not a curated record
UUUAUGUAGAAGGCAGCACAUCAGGAGGAAGCUGGUCAGAUGAGUUUCAGUUCGUGCGUGGAGUUUCCAUUGUGGGCGGGGCCAGGCUGCGGGGACCCGGUCGCGGAAGUGUCUCCUGUGUUUCUACAGCGUGUGUUGGAUAGCGCGAUGAGUGACGCGGUCCCGGUGGACCCGGUGGACCUGGUGGACCUGGUCCACGGCUGCAGUCCGGGCUGCAUCGGCGCGCCUCCACCGGGGGAUCCCGCCCCCGUCUUCUUGCUGUGCGGGGACCGUUCCCGUGACGACCUGCGUGGCGGGAGCGUGCACGUGCUGGACUCGGGUUCGACAGCGGACUGCUUGUUCCGGUUCAAGCGGACCCUGGACCGGAUGGACGUGAGCUCGGUCCGGGUCUUCACCACCCCACGGGGCCGGGACCGCCUGGCCCUCUACGAGCGUUGGCUCUUCACGGCGGUGUACACCUUUGAUUACCGCGUGCACGCGCUUACCUGUCCUAGCUGCGCAGGUCCCGCCCACUCGGACCCACCUGGUGAAGCGGUCAGGGUGGAAGAAGAGGUGAAGGCGCUCGUGCAGGGGCUACCCGCACUGGGGGGAGGAGUCCGGGUUCUGACGUCAUCCCUGAUCCCAGAAUGUUUUGGUCACGGCUUCAGCACUCGAAGCGGCGGCGUGACCCUCAUCGGGACCCUGUCCUCUCUGAACCUGUUCAGCAGCAGCAGGAGGAGGGACCCCGAGGCCCUGGUCCAGGAGAACCGGCGCAGACUGGCUCUCCAUGCCGGCUUCCACCCGCUUCCUCUCCGUCUGGUCAAGGUGGACCACGGCAGCCGUGUGUGGGUGGUGGGCCAGGCGGAGCCGGACAGCUAUGACGCCAUGGUAACUGACCGCGUCGGCGUGGUGCUGGCGGCGCCGGGAGCGGACUGCAUGCCAAUCCUGUUCGCCGACCCGAGGUUAAAGGUCAUCGGAGCCGCUCACGCUGGCUGGAAAGGAACGCUGAUGGGCGUAGCCAUGGCGACGGUGGGGGCCAUGGUGACGGAGUUCGGUUGCCGGGUGAGCGACAUCGUGGUUGCCAUGGGACCGUCGGUGGGAGCCUGUUGCUUCACGCUGGACAGACAACAGGCUGAGGACUUUUACCGUGUCCACCGGGACUGUGUCCCCGAUCCAGAGUCAGUCCAACCCCACGUAGACCUCCGCCUGGCCAACAGAGUCCUUCUGCAGAGAGGAGGCGUCCUGCCUGGACACAUCCACGACCACAAGGAGACGCAGCGCUGCACCUCCUGCCACCCUGAGGACUUCUUCUCACACGUCAGGGACGGACAAAACUUUGGCACCCAGGUGGGCUUUCUGUGGAUCAGGGGGACGGACUGACAGCUGGACACGUCUGGAGACACAUCUGGAAACAUCUGGUGAUUCUAUUGUACUACUUUUGAGUUUAAAGGAUAUACAGAUGUUUUUUUUUCCCAUUGUGGCAUUAGUACUACCACGAUGAGACGAGGUCUGUGAUCAGGGACCAAUUAGUAAGUAUUAGUGUUACUGUUGUGUGAUUCUAAAUAUUAAAGACAUUCAGAAUCUGCUCUGCUGAUCAAUAACUGAUUCAGUCAUAUCAAUGUGACAUGUUGAAUCUGAUUUUAGGACUUUAGUGUAUCUCUUCACUUAUAAGUGAAACAUUAUACAUAAAAUGAAUGACAAUGUAUUGUCAUUGUGUCACAUGACGUCCUGUUGUGUGUCCGGAAAAUGAAUGAAAUGAAUUAGCUUUCUCUUCUAUUAAAAUCCUCUAAAGACUCCGCCUCCAAAAUAAAACACAUCAACCAUCAGGAUUUAAUAAUUAAACUAAAUAAAAGUUGUUAUAUUCCCACGGGACGUUUUCUUAAAGGAACACAUAUU